Molecule: messenger RNA, 2429 nt
Organism: Vitis riparia (riverbank grape)
Lineage: Eukaryota; Viridiplantae; Streptophyta; Magnoliopsida; Vitales; Vitaceae
Product: ATP-dependent zinc metalloprotease FTSH 2, chloroplastic-like
Exons: 5
Coding region: 149-2233 (694 amino acids)
Biological process (GO): proteolysis
Cellular component (GO): chloroplast thylakoid; membrane
Molecular function (GO): metalloendopeptidase activity; ATP binding; ATP hydrolysis activity
Source: RefSeq, a predicted model, not a curated record
CCUCUAAAAAUACAGCUAACGCCCCGCACAGCUCUCCCGUCUUCAGUUGCUCCACCUCUCCCAGCUUCUUACUCCAUUCAUUCUAUCACAAUCCUCUGCUCGUAGUGCUUCCAUCUUGUUCUACAAGUAAAUCAGCACUAUACCACAGAUGGCAGCAUCAUCAGCUUGCCUUGUGGGAAAUGGUCUAUCCACCUGCAUUAAUAAACCAGGUUUGAGCAAGGAAUUCCAUGGUAGGCAUCUUUUGCCAUCCUCAAGCUUUCCAUCAUUGGGUAAAGUGUCCAAAGCAGUUUUUGUAAAAGCAUCUUUGGACCAGAGACAGCAUGAGGGAAGGAGAGGCUUUCUCAAGUUUUUGCUUGGUAAUGCGGGGCUUGGGGUACCUGCUUUACUUGGUAAUGGAAAAGCUAAUGCGGAGGAGCAAGGGGUUUCCUCAUCAAGGAUGUCAUAUUCUAGAUUUUUGGAGUAUCUGGACAAGGAUAGGGUAAAAAAAGUAGAUUUGUUUGAGAAUGGAACCAUAGCUAUUGUUGAAGCUGUUUCUCCUGAGUUGGGUAACCGGGUGCAGCGAGUUCGUGUGCAACUCCCAGGACUCAACCAGGAGCUCCUUCAGAAAUUCAGAGAAAAGAACAUUGACUUUGCUGCACACAAUGCUCAAGAGGACUCAGGUUCUCUGUUAUUCAACUUGAUUGGCAACCUUGCUUUCCCACUAAUCUUAAUUGGAGGCCUUUUCCUUCUCUCAAGGCGUUCAUCAGGAGGAAUGGGUGGCCCUGGUGGGCCUGGCUUCCCCCUUGCCUUUGGUCAAUCAAAAGCCAAGUUCCAAAUGGAGCCAAACACUGGUGUAACAUUUGAUGAUGUUGCUGGGGUAGAUGAAGCAAAACAAGAUUUCAUGGAAGUAGUGGAGUUUCUGAAAAAGCCCGAGAGAUUCACUGCAGUUGGAGCUCGCAUUCCUAAAGGUGUUCUUCUUGUUGGCCCUCCAGGAACUGGGAAGACUCUGCUAGCUAAGGCAAUUGCUGGUGAAGCAGGUGUUCCAUUUUUCUCUAUCUCAGGUUCUGAGUUUGUUGAGAUGUUUGUUGGUGUUGGUGCAUCUAGAGUCCGUGAUCUUUUCAAGAAGGCCAAGGAGAAUGCUCCCUGCAUUGUAUUUGUUGAUGAAAUUGAUGCUGUUGGGCGCCAAAGAGGAACUGGAAUUGGAGGAGGAAAUGAUGAAAGGGAACAAACUCUUAACCAGCUUUUGACUGAAAUGGAUGGUUUUGAAGGAAACACUGGUAUAAUUGUUAUUGCAGCCACUAACAGGGCAGACAUUCUUGACUCUGCCUUAUUGAGGCCUGGACGAUUUGACAGACAGGUAACUGUUGAUGUUCCUGAUAUACGGGGAAGGACAGAGAUCUUAAAGGUUCAUGCUGGUAAUAAGAAGUUUGAUGGAGAUGUGUCUCUUGAUGUAAUAGCCAUGAGAACUCCAGGUUUUAGUGGAGCAGAUCUUGCAAACCUCCUAAAUGAGGCAGCUAUAUUGGCUGGUCGUCGUGGGAAGACAGCAAUCACAUCUAAAGAGAUUGAUGAUUCAAUUGAUAGGAUUGUGGCUGGAAUGGAAGGAACAGUUAUGACAGAUGGAAAGAGCAAGAGUCUGGUGGCUUACCAUGAAGUUGGUCAUGCCAUAUGUGGAACUUUGACCCCAGGACACGAUGCCGUUCAGAAAGUCACCCUGAUCCCUCGUGGUCAAGCACGCGGUCUUACAUGGUUCAUUCCUUCUGAUGACCCUACCCUGAUCUCAAAGCAGCAACUCUUUGCAAGAAUUGUUGGCGGACUUGGUGGCAGAGCUGCUGAAGAAGUGAUCUUUGGUGAGCCUGAGGUGACAACAGGUGCUGCUGGUGAUUUGCAGCAGAUCACUGGUUUGGCCAAACAGAUGGUGACCACAUUUGGGAUGUCUGACAUCGGCCCAUGGUCGCUUAUGGACACCUCGGCUCAGAGUGCUGAUGUCAUCAUGAGAAUGAUGGCAAGGAAUUCAAUGUCUGAAAAGCUUGCAGAAGACAUUGAUACUGCUGUGAAGAGGAUUUCAGAUGACGCAUAUGAGAUUGCAUUGACCCACAUAAGAAACAACCGUGAGGCCAUUGACAAGAUUGUUGAAGUCCUCCUUGAGAAAGAAACAAUGACUGGGGAUGAGUUCCGGGCAAUCCUCUCAGAGUUUGUUGAGAUUCCUGCAGAAAAUCGUGUCCCUGCUUCAGUACCAUCUCCAGUCACUGUAUAAAUAGUGAAAAUCAUACCGCAAAUGUCAUUUACACUUGGCCAUACAUCUUUUAAUUGUUCAGUGUAUAAUAUCUGUGAUCUUUUUCUUCCAAAUAUGUAAGUAGGAAUGCUUAUGAAUUUGAAUUCAUGAAUGCCAAAAGGCCCAUAAUCUAAAUCCUGGAACUUAAUUUGAGUUAGAAAUGCUAUAAGCUCAAAUA